This is a messenger RNA of Triticum aestivum (bread wheat), 3014 nucleotides long. RefSeq lists its product as uncharacterized. Bases 1540 to 2658 code for a protein of 372 amino acids. The transcript is spliced from 7 exons. Lineage: Eukaryota; Viridiplantae; Streptophyta; Magnoliopsida; Poales; Poaceae. The record is from RefSeq and is a predicted model, not a curated record.
GACUCCAGUUGAUACAAUUGCAUCAUUAGAUUCCUUCUGUUUAUCAGUUUCUGAAGGGUAAAACCAAGAGCCAAAUUAAAUCAUUUUUCCCACCAAAUAGGAACACAACACUAUUUGUUCAAACUGAAAUGCAGUUCAGACAAGAGUAAAGUAGUUCAGUUCUGGUUUGUUUGGUUCAGUCUAAUACUGCACAUGCUUACAUAAAUUGGAUGAGCCAAAAACAUUGGAGAGCAACGUUAUUAAACAAUAUGCAGCUAAUUCUGAGAUAACAUAUUUUCCACUUUAGGAUUGCUGAUAGCAAAUGGUUACUGCUUACCACUUCAGAAGGAAGCUCGAGUCUAUCAAUAACCUUGAAACUACCGGUCAACGCACAGCAAUGAAGGAGCUACAGAAGGAAGCUCGAGUUUAAAUGAAAAAUUACUUGGGAGUGGGAAAUGGGUUAAUAAAGUAGCACCUGGCUUCUGAUUGCACCAAUCAAUGUAUCUUGGCAUCUAAAUGCAUGUACAUUCUUCAAAUUUGGGAACUGAAGUAGCAUGCCGCUCUGGAAAAUAUUUAAUUCUUACAAUCAUAAAAGAAGUUACUAACUUGACAACCUGAUGAGAAAGUUAAGGACAUAAUACCUGAGUGUACGUUUGUACAAUAGUUGAGGUUCAGAUCAUUCAACUAUGGGCAUUUCAAUACAAAGUCUGCCAUGUGUGAAAUUAGUAGUGCAUACAAGACUACUGAAAUUGAAAUGCAUUAUUUUUUCUUAUUCUUCGAUACCAACAAAAGAUACUCUUUUGUUACAGUGAUCUAACAUUAAAUAGUUUUGGAAUCAUCAUAGUUAUUACGAUGAUAUGUCCCUGUUUUCCUAAGAACUUUAACAACAUAAUAAGCAAAUUAUAAAAUAUCCAAUUGUGUCAUAACCAAGUCGCAAUCCUGUAUGUGAAUUAUAAAAUAUCCAAAUGAAGAAGCAUUGAUCAGAAUUCGAAAUAUAAUUACAGAAUUUAUAUUCAAAAUAAGAAGCAUCGAUCAGAUGAAGGAGCGUCAACAUUGAUAGAUAAAAUAUAAUUUCCAUGUAUCUGGCUGACAGCAUGCAAUUUAUAUUCCCUGAGUCAUGGAUACAAUAUUGAUAAUCAAACAAAGAUGUUAGAUAGAUCAGAAAUGAAGAAUGAGGUGAUACAUGGAAAUCUCUAUAUGUAUUAGUGUCACCAUGGAUAUACUCUAGACACUGAACUUUGUAUAACCAAAACAAAGUUGUACCCUUUCUGUCCAUGAUAAAGUUUUUUUUUUUUGCUUCCGUUCUUAAUAGAAAGUGAGCACUCUCCUGGUCACCGCCUAGCCUCCCCGGAUCUGUCUUCCUCCGUACCCAGGCGCUACUCGCCCCCCCUCAGUGUGACACUGACCGACGGGUCCCUUAUCGGCCUCCGAUUAUAAUUGUUGGUCUGUUGAGUAUGUGCAGUUCUGUUUCCCUAAACCCAUGCAGUGUGUGCUCCCAGUUCAUCACUCGCCUCAAGAAAGAUGUGGCGCUCUUGGGUCUGAAGUUGCCCUCCUACAGAGAUGGAGAAGGAAUCUUUGGUGGCUGACGCAGGUCCUAGUAGGUACCUUGUGACCUCAAUGCUGGACAGUCUUGCUGAAUUCCGUAACAUACCCUUCUAUACGAAUAAUUUAAAGUAUCCCUGGGAGGAAGAUGAGGAGGAGAUUAAGGCGAAUGAAUACGAUGGAAUUGAUUAUAAUAAAGUAUCGAGCAAACCAUGGCCAUCCAUGCCAUAUAGAUCUAGUAAGAGAAGAGGGGGAAGAGGAAGCAAUUCUGUUGAUCCCCAACAUGGGAAAUGGCCUCACCGCAAGAAAGUGGAUUCGCCGCAACCGCUCUUAACUAGUGAAGAAGUUCUUCGUGUUCGUUUGGACAUGUACAAUUUGAAAGAAUCUCAGAAUUCAGAAGAGUCCCUCUUCAAUUGCCUCACAUCUAAGGAGGAGCUGAAGGUCAACUUCCCUCACACCAUGACAUACUAUUAUCAUUCCAUUCGUGACGGCCUGAAAGCAAAGUCUUACCCGCACUUCUUUCACCAAUUUGUUGGGAAGUUUUCAUCUCCAUGCUGUAACUAUAUUGAACCUACGACUCUGGAAGGUGAUUUGCAAUACAUCGAUUUCUUUGACAAACUAAUGGAGUCAGCGAGGUACAGAGAGACCAAAGACGGGGUGCUAGCCAAGGCUAUUGUCAUUGCAAACAAGUUUUUCCAAAAAAUGCUGUUUUUUCAAAUUAGGAUUGCUGUUGAUGAGUACUUACAGCUCAUGCAUCAUCUCGAGAAGAUGGCGCAGAGGCAUAAGCUGUACUAUUACAUUGUGCAUGAAGAGCUAAUUGAGAAAAAGGAGCGUAAAGCUAUUUUCAAGCACAUCCAAGAAGGAAGAGUUCGUUUAUUCUAUGAUCUUACCGAGUUUGCUGCUCUAGAGUUGGAGGAUUGUGAAUAUACUGUACAAGACACGGUCGAACGUCUUAAAGAACUUACUGGUGGUAAGUCUCCUCCAAAGAAAAGCAUCAAAGAUGGCACUUACAAAAGGCGUAUCUGUAAUGAGAUCGAUAAGCUGUUCCCAAGAGAAAUCGAGCUUUAUACGUCUUUUCUCAAACAGAAAAUGAAGACAGCUGAAGAACACAAUGUUAUACCCAAGGCAAACUUCUAAAGGAACUUGUGAACGUUUCCGUAGUUUAUCUAACUUUGAGUCAAGAGAGAAAGAACUAGAGCUAUCUAUGUGUGUCACCUGCUAUUUCUCAGUGAAAGGAUUUGUUUAUGAUACUGCAGAAGGGACCUGAAGAAAAAUAUAGAGGUGAUUAGCCAAGCGCGUGAACUUUGCCAUUUCAUCAAGUUGACGAUUGCUUGAGGCUAGAGCAUUCAAUAUGUUAAGAUUUGGUUGAAGCUGGUGGCAUAGAACAUUUCUAUUUAUGUAGUUUUCUAGUAUUAUUAACAGGUUGUAUGAAACACUGAUUGACUAUAAUAAACGUACUAGUACAAAAUUGGGCAUGAUAGAGCUUUCGGACA